Raphanus sativus (radish) is the source of this 788-nucleotide messenger RNA. Its product is annotated as 17.6 kDa class I heat shock protein 3. Bases 176 to 649 code for a protein of 157 amino acids. The transcript has a single exon. The record is from RefSeq and is a predicted model, not a curated record. Gene Ontology annotation, biological process: response to salt stress; protein folding; protein complex oligomerization. Lineage: Eukaryota; Viridiplantae; Streptophyta; Magnoliopsida; Brassicales; Brassicaceae.
GAAACUUGCAGAACGUUCUUUCUCUCUUAUCUCUUAGCAAUCUCUGUCUCUGUAUAUAUAUACGCAAAGGCACGCAGACUGCAGAACCAUCAAAGUAACAAAAGAAAGCAAAGCAAAAUUGUGAAAGAGAACAAACUUGUGAAAGAGCAUCUUAAGUCUUCUAGGAAGGGAAACGAUGUCUCUAAUUCCGAGCUUUUUCGGUGGCCGAAGAACAAACGUGUUCGACCCAUUCUCGUUAGACCUGUAUGAUCCGUUUGAAGGAUUCCUAACGCCUUCAGGGAUGACAAACGCAGCCUCCAAGGACGUGGCCGCGUUCACAAACGCGAAAGUGGACUGGAGAGAGACACCUGAGGCGCACGUGUUCAAGGCAGACUUGCCGGGGCUGAAGAAAGAAGAAGUGAAGGUGGAGGUUGAAGAUGGUAACAUACUUCAGAUAAGUGGAGAGCGGAGCAGCGAGAAUGAAGAGAAGAGUGACAAGUGGCACCGCGUGGAGAGGUCAAGUGGGAAGUUCAUGAGGAGGUUUAAGUUGCCAGAGAACGCGAAGGUAGAUGAAGUGAAAGCGAGUAUGGAGACAGGUGUGUUGUCGGUCAUGGUGCCCAAGGUGCCUGAGAGGAAGCCUGAGGUCAAGUCUAUCGACAUCUCCGGUUAAAAGAGAUGGAAAGUCGUAAAUAAAUAAGUGUGACGGUGUGAAAUAAAUGGUGUGCAUGUGUUUGUUUCCCUGGUCUUUCCCUGUGUAAUCGUGAAUCUACUUGUAUAAUAUCUUAAUAAAAGUGUUUUCAAAUAUAUAA